Messenger RNA from Chironomus riparius, 3214 nucleotides. Lineage: Eukaryota; Metazoa; Arthropoda; Insecta; Diptera; Chironomidae. The record is from the annotation of a GenBank genome assembly.
GCGCAGAAUCAUAUAAGAACAUAACUUUUUUUCUUCUACUAUUAUUUUUUUUUCUCAAUUCAGUUUGCGAAAAUCUUUCAAGUUUUACGGUCGUCUCAUGCUUGAAGCUCUCUGCGACGAGAGUCGAUUAAAAGAAGAAAAUAAAUAUUAAGAAAAUAAAUAAAAUAAAGAAAUGAAUUUUUAAAACUCAUAAAUUUAAAGGAACUGCGUAGAAUUAAGUGCAAAAAAAUAAUAUCCGAAUGGAAAUUGUCACAUAGAAGACAUUUUCAUCUGGUCCAUAUUGAGAUGAUGUUGAAAAUUUACACUGAAAAAUCGCCAUCUCAAAAGUACGAAAUCAAUAUGAGAAGCAGUCAUAACGAAAGCUCUCAUGAAAGAGCGAAUAUAAUUCAUUCGAUUCGAGAUAUGUGAGCAGCGAGGAGCUCAUUUAAGCUACAGAAAUAAAUAAUAAUAUUCGUCAAAAGACGUGUCAUGAAUAAGAAAAGACGAGUGUUUUGUGCUUAUUAAUAAAUAUAAUGCUUCAUGUAUACAACAAUAAAUAUGUGAAUGAAGUGGAGAGCAAAACAAAUUGAUGCUUAGGAUUCGUACAUAAAUUGAUUAAAGUGAUUAAAGACAAUCCCACACGAUUCCGGAAUUUCAAUUUUCCUUCUUUUGCUUCUCUCAAUUUUUCUAUUUAUUUAUUUUAAAUAAUGAUGAUAUUCAUAAAGUGAUAAGGAACAAACAGACAUAUAGACAGUAAAAGUAUUUAAAACCACAAACAUUCAUGAGGUUGCUAUAAAUAAAAGCUCAGAAAGUGACUGUAAAAUACAUUAAGUAAAAUCUGUAACAACUUCAUUUCGUACCUAAAAUCAAAAGAGUUUACAUGCUCGAGAGAAGCUCAACAAAAAGAAAUGAUUGGAUAUGUCACAUAACAAUAACAACGAUUUAAAAGCUGAUUUAGAACCGCUGAUUGACGUCCACACAACCGGAACACGAAAUAGUCGAUGGAAAAUCAACAAAAAGUUCAAAUCAUCGGGAUUGAUUUUGAAGCGUCGUGACUCGAAAGGAUAUCAAGAGAAAUGCGGUCGCAUAAGACUUCUUGCCAUUUUGGGAGCAUUUUGCUUCCUUCUCAUCUACCUGUCAAAUCUAAAACCUUACCAGCACAUGAUUGUGAGGAUACCGGAGGAUGAUAAAAAUCUGCCUGGUCCAAAAGACAACAAUACAUCAUCAAAAAAUUAUUCAAUAGUCAUACCAGGUUAUAACGUGUAUUCGCCGCAAUGUAGAAUACUUUCAUUAGAUCCAUUGGCAUCUGAUGUUAUGAGGCUGUUUUCUAAAGAAGAUUUCGAACCGUGUGCCAAGAAACAUCCAUUGACGACAAUUGAGCAGAAUUUUGAUGAUGACAUUGCUAAAUUAAUUUAUCAUCGAGGCUUUAAAUCCAAAUACCUUAAUCCUGAUCAGAAUCAAAUUGAGUGCUGUUAUCAAGAGAUAACGAGAGGAGGAUCAAAUGCAACAGCUGAUGAUAAGUACAACCUCUCAAAAUGUGUAUAUUUCGAUCAAUCUAUUGAGUUACCGUCAUCAAUAGAGUUUAUUUUGGUUCAAUGUAAAGGCUUUAAUGGAAAAGAUAAGGAGAAGAAGAGGGCAAAAACUGUCUAUUAUAAUGCACAUGCCAUUGUCAGACGUAAAGAGAAUAUGCAGAAGAUUUUUGACAAUUUUAAGACAUUGUAUCCUGAGAAUCGACCACUUUCGGUGCUAAUGGUUGGAAUUGAUAGUGUCUCAAGACUGAAUUUAAUUAGAGCUAUGCCAAUGACAGCACAACAUCUUUACGACACGGGAUGGUUUGAAUUAAAAGGAUAUAAUAAGAUGGACGACAACACAUUUCCAAAUUUAAUGGCAAUUUUAGUUGGCUAUAAUCAAUCAUACAGUUAUCAAGAAUGUAACCCAAAAGCUGUAGGCAAUUUAGAUAAAUGUCCAUUCAUUUGGAAGGAUUUUGAGAAGGCUGGAUAUGUAACUGGAUAUGCGGAAGAUGAGGCAAAAAUAAGCACAUUUAAUUAUCAUAAAUAUGGAUUCGUAAAUCAACCAACAACCAAUUAUUUCAGACCAUUCGCCCUUGCUGCUGAAAAGUAUUUAAAAAUUAAAUACAAAAGCUCAUUGAAGUUUUGUCUUGGCUUUCAAAACUAUGCCGACUUCAUCUAUCAAUAUGCACUAGAUUUUGCAUCUGUCUACAAAAAUGAUCCGUUUUUUGGACUCUUUUGGACCAAUACAUUUUCACAUAACGAGCUAUCUGAUCCAUCAAGCAUGGAUGAAAAGAUAAAAUUUUAUUUAGAAGAACUAGACAAUCGAGGUAUCCUCAAUACAUCCGCUGUUGUCUUCUUUAGUGACCAUGGACUUCGGUUUGGACCUGUUCGACAAUUACUGACAGGAUGGCUUGAGGAGCGACUCCCAUUCAUUUUCAUAUGGUUACCUCAAUGGUUCAAGACGAAACAUCCUGAAAUCGUACAAAACCUUAAAAUUAACAGAAAUCGAUUGUCAAAUCCUUACGACUUGCACAUGACCCUAAAACAUAUAUUAGAAUUAUCAGCUAGAAUCGACCCAUUACCUCAAGCUUUAAGUUGUCCCGAAUGCCAGAGUAUAUUUAAAGAACUCCCAUGGAAUCGAUCAUGUGCCGAUGCUAAAAUUGAUAUACAUUGGUGCACGUGUACGGUUUACACAACAAUUGACAAAAAAGAUAGUAUAGUAAAACAGGCUGUGAAUUAUGUAGUAAAUUAUAUUAACGUAAAUUUGGAUACAAAUGCUCGUAUGCCAAAUAACACAAAGCCAUUGUGUGCACGUUUAAAGCUGAAGUCAAUCACAUCAGCAAAGAAGUCAGUGAACAAUGAUGUUGAUGUCACUAAAAAGAAUCUAAGUUAUUUAAUAAUAUUUGAUGUCUCACCAUCGAAUGCCAAAUUUGAAACAACUGUAGAAUAUUUUCCAAACUUUUUAACUCGCAAGGAAAAAUUUGAGAUAACUGGAAGUAUUUCGAGAUUAAAUGAAUAUUCAACGCAGAGUGCAUGCGUAAAUACUGAUAAUUUAAAGAAAUAUUGUUACUGCUUAAAACAUAAUGGGCGAAGUACAUAAUGAUGAUAAAAAGACAGAAUAUAUAUUAACAUUUCAUUCAAAAUGAAAGAAUAUUUAAAUUAAUUAAAGAUAUUUUAACGACAAAUUUUAAAUUGAAAAGAUCCAGAAGUGAUGAUUUGAAUUU